AUGAACUGGCAAAGGAACGACCGACCCCGGCGAGUUCGACAGCAACCAUUGCUGGAAGCUCAGCAGGUUCACGCCGACGCAACGAACGCCGAUCAGCAUCUGCAGCAGCAGGAAACCGUCGAUCAGCUUUACGUCGCAAUCCGCCGGCUACCGAAGGCGGAUGCAGCUUUGGUGCUGCUGUAUCUGGACGAACUGAGCUAUCGCGAGAUCGCGGACGUGCUGGGAAUUUCGGAAAGCAACGUCGGCGUGAAGCUGAACCGAGCAAAGAAAGCGUUGGCCGGGUUGAUGAACGGCCUGCAGGGCGAUUCACCGACAACCGAGGCUCAAACUCUGAUGGAAUCCGGCACUACGGUGAACCUGCAGGUCAAUGCAUUCAGCUGGCCGGCAUGGGCCGAAAACUGGAAUCGGAUCAUCCCGUCGUGGUCAGUGGCCGCCUGCAUCCUGCUGCCGACGAUCGCCGGCGCUUAUGCAGGAAAACAGUUUCCGCUGCCGGACAUGGGGCCGGUGCUGUUUCAGUCGAUCGUGGCGGCCGUCAUUUGUUUCGAAGCUGCGCUGUUGGCUGUCUGGCUGCAAUCAAAGAAACGGCGUCUGCGGACGCCCGCCGUGACGGAUGGUCCAAAGCUACCGAAAGGGCCGGCGAUUGCCACUAUCGUUCUGACCCUUCUGAUGGGGGUCCUGGCGAUUGUCGCGCUUUACAGUUUCGCCGCGGAGCUCGAACCGUGGGACAGUUCGUGGCAACAGUCGUCACUCCCCGAUAUCAGUGCCUUCGAUAAGCGGGCCACAGAGCGAAUCGAUCGCUGGCUGCAGUCGCUGUGCGAAGACCGCUAUCCGAGUCUGAGUGCCGUGGUGAUCCGUGACGGCAAGGUUGUUUACAAAGGCGCGUUUGGAUUUGAAGAUUUGCGAGCUGCCAGGCCGGCGACUCCGCAGACUCAAUACCACGUUGCCUCUGUGACGAAAGUCUUCACAGCAUCACUGGCCGUAAUUCUGCACGAACGCGGAGUCAUCGAUCUGGAUCGCCCGGUCGUCGAAUACCUGCCGGACGGUGUGAACAUCAGCACGACUCCGGAAGUUGGUGACACGAUCACAUUGCGGCAACUGGCAUCACACACAUCCGGUCUGCCCCGCCGAGUUCCCGGACCUGUUCAGUCAGCCGAAGGCCAUUAUCAACUGGAACCGCAGAAGCUGUAUCGUUUGCUGGCGGAACUCCGUUUGGAGUCGAAGCCGGGCACUGCACAAAUCUAUUCCAAUCUGGGAUACGGGGUGCUGGGACAUGUGCUCGAACUGGCCGCCGAUAGACCGUUUCACGAACUGAUGGACGAACUCAUCUGUGAACCACUGAAAUUGCAGCAAACUGCGAUUCAGGCAGACGAUUCGCUUCGUCCGGCGACCGGCUACGAUCGGCAAGACUGGCAGGUCGAGCAAACUCAUUCGUACAGGGAACGCCUGGCCGGUUCCGGUGGCCUGAUCACUUCAAUCGACGAUCUCGCAUCCUUCCUGGCGGCUCAACUGCAGCCGAAUGUCUUGACCCGCGCAAUGCUCGACCAACUGCAUACCGAAGCAAAAUUGUCGACUGGUCUCCCUGCGGGCACUGCGUUGGGAUGGACGAUCGCUGCACCCAUUCAGGAUGCCCCCGUGAUGCGCGAAGCCGUCGAUCACGUCCUGGAAAAGAACGGUGGUCGAAGCAACUGCAGUGCCUGGAUCGGGUUCGCACCCGAUCACAAAGUCGCCGUCGCGGUUGUUACCAACUGCGGCGGACCCUAUGUCGAUCCCAUCGGUCGCCGCCUGCUGGAACAGGCGGUUCCGUCAUCGCAAAAACGGCUGCGGGAACCUCGAUAUGCUCGAGUUUCUCCGUAUUCCGGGAUUCGCUGGGAGAACGAUCGUCCCCUCGUUCGGAUUGACGAUCAGUGGUAUGACCUGCUGGCAGUUGACGGUAUUUCUGUGGACCGCAUCGUUGGCUUUGCGAAGAAACAGUAUGGCCGUCGAGCGCGCAAGCGAGUGGCGGAAGACCUGAUCCAGAUUCUUGCGGAACUUGGCCACGACCCCGAUUGGGAAGUGACCCUGGACCUUCGAACGCAGGACGGAACCACGGUGCAGCAGGACGUACUGAUGACCAAACGGAACCGUAACCAGGUCCGUUCGUAG
Ostreobium quekettii is the source of this 2142-nucleotide messenger RNA. NCBI's taxonomy places the organism in Eukaryota, Viridiplantae, Chlorophyta, Ulvophyceae, Bryopsidales, Ostreobiaceae. The record is from the annotation of a GenBank genome assembly.